This is a messenger RNA of Caenorhabditis bovis, 921 nucleotides long. The record is from the annotation of a GenBank genome assembly. Lineage: Eukaryota; Metazoa; Nematoda; Chromadorea; Rhabditida; Rhabditidae.
AUGUCGCCGACUGUCGUCGUAUUCCUGUUCGAGCUCAUCGUCAUACUGGCGACCGGCGCGCGAUGCUCGUUCCUUGCAUGGCACAAGGCCGACGCCCGACAAUUGGAGAUGGCGAGAGCUGUCGGAAUCAAAGCCCGACGCGAAUUCAACAUCGAUUCGGUUCAGCAUGAGGAUGUCAGGCGACGGCUCUACUUCAAGGGACUUGACAAAUGCAAUCAGAUUGAUGAGGAUGUCGCGCAACAGGUCGUCGAUGAAGUGCAUAGAAUGCAGCGAUCGUCGGAUUCGGCGAUUCUCCGAAAAUGUGGCAUCUCCGAAUUUUUUGCCAUGUUCCUAACGCUUCCUUCAAUUCGAAUGAAGAGAAUUGUUGAUCAGGCAUGUGCUAAACACGAGAAACAAAUUGAAUGUGGAUUGCAUUAUGAGGGAAAAGCGAUGACACUGAAACGAGUGAUGGAGCUGAAAGAAGACGGAUCAAAUAGACAAAUGUUUGAACAUGAAUGCGUCGAUGAUGAUUAUUCCCCAAAAGUUUAUCCAUGUCUUGGAAAUACGAAAAAAUGGGCGUCGAGUUGCGAGAAGGUUAUUGAAGAUCAUUCGACAACUCGAAUUAUUGCGAAUGAGCAAAUUGAGCGGAUUUAUGAAUCAGCGAUAAGCAGAUUGAAAACGGAAAUUGAGGAUCCCGAGGCGAUUUUCCAAGAAGCCAUGAUUAAAAUAGCGCAUUUGGAAGGACGAAAAUGUCUCGCGUUUAAAACAAUGCGUGUUUGCGCCCUCCAAAGUCUUAUCAACAACUGUGGAAAAGAGACAGCACGUGCUUUCGACACAGUAACCUCAAAAGGGUAUUUGAAAUCUGAUCGAUCCCUUCGACUUCAGAUCGAUGUUGAGAAUUUCAAUAUGCCGACUCACCCAUUUUGCAAAGAUUUAUUAUAA